Helianthus annuus (common sunflower) is the source of this 825-nucleotide messenger RNA. RefSeq lists its product as uncharacterized. The transcript has 5 exons. The record is from RefSeq and is a predicted model, not a curated record. Gene Ontology annotation, molecular function: nucleic acid binding. Lineage: Eukaryota; Viridiplantae; Streptophyta; Magnoliopsida; Asterales; Asteraceae. Bases 1 to 825 code for a protein of 274 amino acids.
AUGAUAGCAACCGAUUGGAAAUUAUCUUUUGAAAUCAUGUGCGAUGCGAGCAACUUUGCAGUUGGAGCUAUCCUAGGACAACGAAAAGAAAAACAUUUUCACCCAAUAUACUAUGCAACCUAUACGGACCAUGCCGCCAUUCCAUACCUUUUAAAAAAACAAGAUGCCAAACCACAUUUAGUCCGGUGGAUUCUUCUCCUCCAUGAAGUCGACAUUGAAAUAAAAGAUAAAGGAGGAGCUGAAAACACCACCGCCGAUCACUUAUCUCGCUUAGAAGAUCCCGCUUUGGAGUUAACUCGGGAAGAGCUCAUCAAAGAAAAAUUCUCCUCAAAUCCUUGGAAAUGGUCGAAUAUCAAGAAGAACCAUGAUUUUAUGGAACCUUUCCCACCGUCAAAAGGGAACAAAUAUAUUCUUGUGGCAGUCGAUUACAUGUCCAAGUGGGCCGAAGCCGAAGCUCUUCCAACUAAUGAUGGGAGAGUUGUGGUACAUUUGGAGAGCAUCAUCCGUAAGAUUGAACGCGAAACAGGAAUGGCACCACAUAAGUUCCUGCGAUUCAAAAGUGCUGAACUCGAGUGUCAAAACCAGUUUGCAGUACUAAAAACAAGGCACGAAGAACCACCGCGACAAGUGUGUUAUGAUACACUUGAGACUGUGGGGCAAAGAGAGAGAUACGAUGCUCUGAUUACUGCUCCAUUACGUAUCUUUUUAGAGACCCGACUCAGAUCAAUCCAUGAAUACAACAUGGAAUUCUUAAGCACGCUUACUUUCAACAAAAAUGAGCAGGAUCGGUUUGACUCUGAUGCUGUUCAGUUCAGGUGUGGGUGA